This is a messenger RNA of Durusdinium trenchii, 1380 nucleotides long. The record is from the annotation of a GenBank genome assembly. Lineage: Eukaryota; Dinophyceae; Suessiales; Symbiodiniaceae.
AUGAAAGGUCCAGUCUCCACCACGGAGACGGCGUGCUCGUCUUCUCUGUCUGCCGUGGGCCUGAUGCACAACAACUUGCGGCCUGUCAUGCCGGAUGAGAGUGUGGACAUGGCCUCCAUGAGGAAGCAGGUGAAGUAUGGCAUUGCCAUUGGAAGCAAUGGGCACUUCGACCCUUUUUACACCAUUGCUCUGUGUGGUGCUUCCAUGUUGUCGCAUGUGGGGCGAUGCUUCACCUUUGACCAGUCAGCGGAUGGCUUCAUCCGUGGUGAGGGCUGCGGAGCCAUGAGCUUUCGGGUGAGCAGUAAGGAGGAUGUUGCAAGGCUUGCAGUGCUGUGUGGCACCUGCUUGAACCAGGACGGCAGGAGUGCCAGUCUAACGGCACCCCAUGGACCCUCGCAGCAGGAGUGCAUCCGUGCUUCCCUGAGAGAAGCUGGUAUCAAGCCUUUGGACAUCCAGAUUCAGGAGCUCCAUGGCACCGGGACCGCUUUAGGUGAUCCCAUCGAGGUGGGCGCCUUGCGGGCGACCAUGAUGCGCUUCGAAGGUCAAGUGAGACAGCAUCCUUUGGUGAAGACCAGCUCGAAAUCCAACUUGGGGCACACAGAGAUGUCAGCAGGGAUCAACGGACUCAUGAAAUGUGUGCUGAUGGGAUGCUUUGCUGUUUCGGCACCGAACAUCCACUUGAGGCUGCUAAACCCUCACAUUGAUGACGCCGCAUACCCGGUCUAUUUCACCCCAGAGUUUGUGGACCAGGGCAAGGAUGAUCGAGAUCCGAUGACGUUGGUGUUCCUGAGCGCCUCACCCGAUGACGUUUGUGCGGCGAUGUCUUCACGCAAGGAACUGAGCACCUUUGUACCGAAGGAGACCGGCUUCUUUGGAGUCUCGUCCUUCGGCUUUGGUGGGUCCAAUGCCCGUGGUGACAUCUGGUGCCGCGCUCAAGCUGGGCAUCGCAACACCGCUCAUGAUCGCUCGAGCAUGAGCUUCGGCUGCGACCGGAUCUUCCGUUGCAUCGAAGCCUUUGGAAGUUUGACCAUGCCCCUUCCAGGCGUUGACCCCUUUGAGACGGAGCAUGGUGACUCCACCGAAGGACUCAGUGGUGAGUACACGGUUGGUGCGAAGCUCCAGGGCAAGACGGAGUACUUCGUUGUGAGCAGUGCCAAUGGUUGGUCCUACGGCAAGAUGACUUGGGACCCAUCCUCCAAGUCGCACUGCUAUGCCAUCAUGAUGGGCGAGGCGCUGUGCGAGCAGUUCCAAAUUUCUUGUGACGGGUUUGACGACCUCAAGAUCUUUCCAGCCACUCAGCUGGCGGAUGAGCAGGCCGUGGUGCUGGGCCCAGGCAUCGCUCCCAGCGGCCCGGGAUCCAGAGGUGACGCGACGCGGUAG